Molecule: messenger RNA, 1218 nt
Organism: Cokeromyces recurvatus
Lineage: Eukaryota; Fungi; Mucoromycota; Mucoromycetes; Mucorales; Mucoraceae
Product: Alpha/Beta hydrolase protein
Exons: 3
Coding region: 1-1218 (405 amino acids)
Molecular function (GO): hydrolase activity, acting on ester bonds
Source: RefSeq, a predicted model, not a curated record
AUGAUUCAAUUUUGGAAUUAUAACUAUGAGGAACAUUAUGUUCGAACCCAAGAUCAAUAUCUUUUAUGUCUUCACCGUAUUAAAGAGCCUAAACAUGCACACCAUUUUGAUACAACCAUCUUGGAAAAGGGGGCAACCAUUAUUGAUCGCUUGAACAAGUUUAACAAGACGAAAAGAUAUCGAAAAGGGAAACCUGUUGUUUUGCUGUAUCAUGGAUUAACAUUAACUUCAGAGGUUUGGAUUUCAAAUAUUAAAGAACAACGUAAUUUAGCUUUAUAUCUUGUUGAGCAUGGUUAUGAUGUAUGGAUGGGGAACGCUCGUGGAAAUAAGUAUAGUCAAUCUCAUUUAACAAGAAAUCCAAAAAAUGAUGAUUUCUGGGAAUUUUCUAUAAAUGAAUUUGCUAUGUUUGAUAUGCCGGAUACAAUCAAUUAUAUUUUAAAACAAACAGGUGCACCUAGUUUAACUUAUAUUGGAUUCUCUCAAGGAACAGCUCAAGCAUUUGCAGCUCUUUCUAUUGAUCCAGAUUUAAAUGAGAAAGUAAACUUAUUUAUUGCACUUGCACCAGCUGCUUCACCUAAAGGAUUUUCUCAUCCUCUUAUAGAUGGUUUUGUAAAAGCAGCUCCUUCUAUUAUUUAUAGUUUAUUAGGUCGUAAGAUAUUUUUAAAAUCUGUCGUGUUUUGGCAACGCGUCAUUAGCCCUCCUCUCUUUGUAAAAUUAAUUGAUGGAGCUGUCUGUUUCUUAUUUGGCUGGCAUUGUAAAAAUAUGACAGAGGAUCAAAAAUUAGUGAGUUAUCAGCAUUUAUUCAGUAUGACGAGUGUAAAGUCGAUUGUGCAUUGGUUUCAAAUUAUUAGUUCUGGUAGAUUUCAAAUGUAUGAUGAAACACCUAGUAUUUUACCUUAUAGUACAAUCAAUUCUGUUAUUGAUCAUUUACCUGCAAAGUUUCCUACAAAACAAAUCAAGACACCUAUCGCUAUCUUUUAUGGAUCGGGUGAUACUCUAGUUGAUAUCGAUAUACUUCAAACUGAUUUACCUCCAUUAGCUUAUGUUAAAAAUAUUCAUGGAUGGGAGCAUAUGGAUUUCUUGUGGGCUACUCAUCUUGAAAAACAAGUAUUCCCGGAUAUCAUUAAACUACUUGAUUAUUUUAAUAGUGGUAGUAAACAUGAAGAAGUCACGGCUACUAUUCAAGGAGAGAAAGGAAGGAAAAAAGCUGGAAAAUAA